Mugil cephalus (flathead mullet) is the source of this 3493-nucleotide messenger RNA. RefSeq names its product prospero homeobox protein 2-like. NCBI's taxonomy places the organism in Eukaryota, Metazoa, Chordata, Actinopteri, Mugiliformes, Mugilidae. Gene Ontology annotation, cellular component: nucleus. Bases 46 to 1890 code for a protein of 614 amino acids. Gene Ontology annotation, molecular function: DNA-binding transcription factor activity, RNA polymerase II-specific; RNA polymerase II cis-regulatory region sequence-specific DNA binding. The record is from RefSeq and is a predicted model, not a curated record. Gene Ontology annotation, biological process: regulation of transcription by RNA polymerase II. The transcript has 5 exons.
UUCUCCUCCUGCAGCCUCCUCUGGUCCUCUCCCAAAGCCAACAGCAUGAAUCAAAGUGUCUGGAGCAAAGGCAUGUAUCCUUUCACCACAGAGCACCUGCCCUCUUUCCAAACUGACCCCAAGCUGUCAGAUUCAGAUGCAUCCGGUACCUCUGUGACCUUAUGCCAAGGCAGUGACAACAUGGAAACGAUAAAAGACAGUGUGUAUUACAGCAGAGACGCUGGUUCGAGUUUGAUGUGUCCCGGCCAGCUGGAGCUCGAUUUGUCCAGAGACCAGAGCACCACUGGACAGCUGUCAGCGAGAAGGCAGCCGUCUCCUUCACCCACUUCUUACGGUCACCAUGACUGGAGCCUAAACAGCGGCCAUCAAGCGAAGCGAGCCCGAGUAGAAAAUAUCAUCAAAGGCAUGACCAGCUCUCCUGGUAUGUACUGUACAGACGUGACGACAAAUCAGCACGAGGAGACCAACCGCAUGCAGGAAGGCGAAAUGAUUCAAGAGCUGCCUUUAGAUCAGAAGCACGUGGAAAGAAAUGAACCUCACAGCCCGAGAGAAAGCAAGGCAACGAGACAGCUGCUUGAGAGACAGGGUCAGCUCCUCAGACCAAGGUUCACCUACGUGGACGGAGAGACUGAAACUACAAACAUGGAGGAGAAAUAUCCCAGCUGGAGCGAUUCUCCUGAAACAUCUCCGAGUGAUACCUAUGCCGAUGCGUACAGUGAGUUUGAAAGCGGCGCGAGUAGAAAAUAUCAAGGGUGGAAGAAGGUGAAGCUGAUGAAUUAUUUCCAGUCCAAACCAGAGCGAUUAAAGCUGAUGGCAGAUGUUUUAAAGUACGAGCUGUCCAGAGCUGUCAGCAGGAGCGUCGACUCCAUUUUCAAAAGCAUGCCGCUUCUGCACGCAGCUUCAAGCGACGUGGGGAACGUGGAGACCGGCAUGCCUCUUCAGCCGCCGGCGUGCAGAGACAAUAAAUUAAAGCUUUCUUGUUGCGGGGCUGCACAGGCGCAGGUCCCGGAUGUCCAAACGGAAGCUCUGUCUCUGGUCGUGCAAAAACCCGACAUGGGACCAUGCGACAAGUUUGACCUCCAGCCCAGGCCCAGAGCUCACCAUCACCCAAAAUCUCCAACCCCCUUCAGCCAUGACUCCAUUCUGCGCGAAGGUCAAGUAGCGGAGAAGGCCCACGGCGCCGAUCGACGGCACGCUCUCAGAUGCUUGCAGGACGGGUGCUCCGAAGUCGCCCAGUCGAGGUUUGAGGCGUUUGACGCGCACUGGAAUGCGGUGAAAGUGAGAUCGAAGGUCAACUCCAGGUCCACGAGAAGCCCUCAGACUCACAGUUUGACGAUGAACCCGGUGCUUUUGGAGACCUUCUGUCUGCCCCACGUGAAGAUAGAGUCUGACACCUUGGUGAAAAAUAACCUGUACAUGCUGAAUGAGGGUCUGACCACAAACCAUCUGAAGAAAGCAAAGCUCAUGUUCUUCUACACCCGCUACCCGAGCUCACUGGUGCUGAAGAUGUGCUUCCAUGAUGUGCAGUUCACGCGCUGCAUCACCUCCCAGCUCAUCAAGUGGUUCAGCAACUUCCGAGAGUUCUACUACAUCCAGAUGGAGAAGUUCGCCCGGCACGCUCUCAUGGACGGAGAGUCUGACGUGAGGCCUCUGACUGUGGGGAGAGAAUCAGAACUUUUCAGAGCUCUCAACAUGCACUACAACAAGGCCAACGACUUCCAGGUGCCCGACAGAUUCCUGGAAGUGGCCGAGAUUACACUGAGAGAGUUUUAUAUUGCCAUUUCAAUGGGCAAGGAUCGUGAUCCUUCCUGGAAAAAAGCAAUCUACAAGGUGAUCUGCAAACUGGACAGUGACGUACCAGCCGAAUUCAAAAGUCACCACUCUGGGUAAGAAUCAACCAGAAGACGCCACGUGCCAACAGUGGUUACUGUCACAGCGUGGACGCAUGUUUUCAAAGUAAAAACCGUGUUGUAAAACAGGUGCAUUGUCUGGUAAGUUAAGUACAUGCCUGAACAUCUCUAGUCUCGGUAGACGUUUCAGACUAAUGGUAUAUCCCAUUAUCACAGAUAUCACUCGUGGUUAUUGUUGUGUUUUUGGGGUCAUUUGACAUUAAGUGCAUUUUGCUAUAGCAGCCUUAUCAUAUAGCAUGAACACAUAUUUUGCAUGGUUGAAAACGUUUUAGUGAAUUAUCUUGAAGUUGCACACAGUUUUUUGGAAGCAUAUUAAUGGAAUAAGCACAAAAAUAAGGUUCACACCAAGAAAGAAAAAAAUGUUUAAUAUUUUCCAGAGCUCACUGACAUUUUAUAUGAAUGUACAUGAUAUACAAAACACAUAUUACUUAAAUUAUAAAGUUACUCAAUCAGAAGAUUCCCUUCAUUUUGUAUGUCUUAUCUGAUUUGCCUUUUAAAAACAGCAUUGUUUGUCUCUUCCAUACUUACCAUUACGGAUCCUUCCAUUCGUCCACUCCCAAAUACUGUGACUGGGUGUCCACUCGCAAAUUGUCUUCAUCAGGAGUGAUGUGUUAGGUCAUAUCCGACCAUCUUUAUCUUCAAUUACUCCAGUAACUGUGUACAUCCAGAUGAAAUUUUCAGACAGGUGGGUGCUUGGUUGAACAGGUGCAAAGUUUGUAGAUAUAUAUAUUGUAAUAUUGUGUUGUAGCGUGUUAACUAUGACAAUCAAACUCAUUGGCUAAUGUAAAUACUAGCUCUCACUCUAUUAAGUAUCCUAACCACUUUUUACCUACCAAUACUAAGUUCUUCGGUUUAAGUAAGGGAUGCCAUCUUUUUUCAUAAUUCUAAUAAGUCAAAAACUGAAAUCUGUCAUUUAAAAGUGAAAGUGAGUCAGCACAAAAAGUCACUCACAUUAAAGUAGUUGUUUUGAGAGAAAUUUUGCACUUUAAAAUGAAAAGCUUAAGACUUUGGAUUUCAGUAGCAUUGUGGAGGUUGCACUUUUUCUAAAAGUUCUGUUAAGAUCUUCAUAAACAUGCAUACAUUUUUUUUAAAUUUCUAAAUGGAAAAUGGUGUUUCCGGGAGCAGUAAUUCAAUAAAUGGAAAAUGGAAGAAGUUUGGUACCAACAUCACUCUUAAUAGAUUCAGUCAUCUGGUCAAACUGAAUAUCAAUAUGGUCCAUAGCCAGGUUGGUUACCAAGAAGCCAACAGCCCUCUAACAGAGCAUAAGAAGUCCUCCCUUGGAGAGUCCUCUGGGCAGACGGUAUGAACCUAAUGACAGCCUGCCCUGAAAGGACUGAGAGCAUAAAGGCAAUAUGUGGACAAAUCGAACCAUACUUUUGUUGGUGACAACACUAAUCUGACAGUGCUCGGGAGGAUAUGCCAGGAAGAAUGACAUAAACUCUCCAAAUCCAAGUGUUAAAAGCUUGUAGAAAAUGAGUGAAGAAGGGAAUUCAACCAACUUUUAGUAAACAUGCAAACGUUUCUAAAAACAAUCGUCACUGUUAAAUGUGGGACAUUUUCUCAUUGAUUUUUUUUUUCUUUUU